This is a messenger RNA of Mytilus californianus (California mussel), 1481 nucleotides long. RefSeq names its product omega-amidase NIT2-like. The transcript has 2 exons. Gene Ontology annotation, biological process: oxaloacetate metabolic process; L-glutamine metabolic process. Gene Ontology annotation, molecular function: omega-amidase activity. Gene Ontology annotation, cellular component: mitochondrion. Bases 416 to 1249 code for a protein of 277 amino acids. The record is from RefSeq and is a predicted model, not a curated record. NCBI's taxonomy places the organism in Eukaryota, Metazoa, Mollusca, Bivalvia, Mytilida, Mytilidae.
UUGGCCCAUGUUGGAGUGUUAGACUAACUCUGACCCAUGCCAAUGUUUUUGAAUUGGCCUUGAAUUUAUGAUCAUUGCUCACAAAUGAGUAGAAUUCACAUCCAAAUCUAGAUGAAGGCAUGUUCUUGAGAUGUGUUACUGUGUAUUAUAAAACAGUAAUAGGUAUACACCUUCUUCAUUAGAGAUGAGUGCGUGGGAAUGCAAUUUGCUAUUAAAAUAUUACUUUAGUAUAUACAUCGCAAUACCUUAAAAUACAAGUUAAACGGUAUGAAUCACGGGUAGUAAGGUUGUCAUAUCGAGGAGCGUUUAGUACAGUGAUUUUGCCAUUUUGUCAAGGAACAUCUGAACAUAAAUUCAAGCUGAAUAUCAAUGAACAUUUUCAACCUCAACAGUACAUAUAGUCUAUAGAACAGACAUGACUUUUAAGGUGGCACUUGUUCAGAUGGCUGUAACAGCAGUUAAAUCAGAAAACCUUGAGCAUGCGGUCACGCUUAUUAAUAAGGCCGCUACAAAUGGAGCACAACUAAUCAUAUUGCCGGAAUGUUUUAACUCUCCCUACGAUACGACAUGUUUCCCAAAAUAUGCUGAGUCUAUCCCAGGACCGACUUCAGAUAUCUUAGCACAGGCAGCCAAGGAUAACAAUGUCUACAUCAUUGGGGGUUCUAUACCAGAAAUUGAUAAUGGAAAGGUAUAUAAUACUUGUCCAGUCUUUAGUCCGUCAGGAGAACUUCUUACUAAACACAGGAAAAUUCAUCUGGUUGACAUUGAUGUUCCUGGUAAAAUUCGCUUUAGAGAAGCAGAUUCACUAAGUCCCGGAUGUGACUUUACUACAUUUGAUACUCCAUAUUGUAAAGUCGGCAUCGGAGUCUGUUAUGAUCUACGAUUCCCAGAACUAGCACACAUUUACGGUGAAAUGGGAUGUAAAUUUCUGGUAUACCCAGGGGCAUUUAAUAGGACCACCGGCCCUUCACAUAUGGAGCCUUUGCUGAGAGCCAGGGCUGUUGACAACGAAGUCUAUGUUGCUUUGGUGUCGGGGUCUCGCGAUGAAACAGCUUCAUACGUUGCAUGGGGACACAGUACAGUAGUUAGUCCUUGGGGAGAUGUUCUAUCUACUACGGAACAUUUGGAAACCAUUGUAUAUUGUGACAUUGACCCGGAUUUUGUCGACAAGGUUAGAACUCGAUUGCCAAUAUUAUCACAGAAGAGAACAGAUAUGUACUCAUUGACAAAUGUUGUAAAAAGGAAAUAAAAAUGUAACCACAGAAGAGACCGGAUAUGUACACAAAUGUUGUAAAAAGGAAAUAAAUAUAUAUACAUAUAAUCAUUGAAGAAACAGGAUAUGUACUCGAAUGUUAUAAAAAGGAAAUAACUAACAGUUGGACGCAAUUGCUUAUAUGUUUGCAUCCGCAGUUAUCAACUUAUCCGAACAUAUUGCUUAAUAUUAUAAAUAUGCCAUAUUUACAUAAAACAGAAUUCAUUAA